AUGUCUUUAACACUAUUACUUAUAUGUCGCCGAUCAAUAAGUUUAUCAAAUUUUUCAUCAAUACGAUCAUCACUUUUGCGUCCACUUAAUUUUUCCCAAACAAUAUUUCUUGCUGAAUCAUCAACAUUAAAAUCAAAAUAUAGUUCAUUAAAACCUUCAUCAUCAUCUGUUCAAAAUCCAUUUCGUGAGCCAACUGAUGAAAAAUCUCGUCGUCUUAAAUUACAAGAACAUAUUCGUUUUCGAGAAAAAUUUCAAUUAGAACAAGAUUAUGAAUUAAUAUAUACUAUGCCUAGACAACGAAUGUAUAGUGCAAUGCAUUUAUUAUGUACAUGUGGUAGUAUAGCAAUGUUAACAUUUAUUAUAAUUCAUUUUCAUCGUGAAAUGCUUGAUAUAGAACCAUUACUUGAUGAUAUUAAUCAAAAUAUACCAUCAUGGAUUCUUUAUUCGAUUGCAGCUAUGAUUAGUUCAGCUUUUGUAGCAGUAUUAGUUCUUUUUUCUCGAAUGCCAAUUCGAUUGUAUUAUUCACAUGUUCGUCGUUCAUAUGCAUUAUUUUAUCAUCCCGUUAUAGGUGUAUUACGUAAAAAGAAAAUUUUAUUUCGAAAUGAUCAAUAUAAAAUAAUUCCACAAAAAUUAGAUAGUAUUGAAGCACCACAACGAUCUAUUAAAAUUCGUAUGGACUUUGGUGCAGGUUUAUUUAAAACGAGAAAGAGCUUUUAUUUAAUUGAAACUUUAUUUCGCUCAAAACCUGAUAUUCAAAGAAUUAAAAUAAAAGAUAUUAAAGACAAUGAAACAAUAAAUAAUGAAAAAAAUAAAGAACAAUAUCCAACACAAGAAGAAACUGAUAUUUGGGAAACAGUUGUUGAAAAAAAAAAAUAA
This is a messenger RNA of Rotaria sp. Silwood2, 876 nucleotides long. The record is from the annotation of a GenBank genome assembly. Lineage: Eukaryota; Metazoa; Rotifera; Eurotatoria; Philodinida; Philodinidae.